Messenger RNA from Microplitis mediator, 1927 nucleotides. RefSeq names its product chitin deacetylase 1 (gene verm). The transcript has 6 exons. Lineage: Eukaryota; Metazoa; Arthropoda; Insecta; Hymenoptera; Braconidae. The record is from RefSeq and is a predicted model, not a curated record. The coding region runs from base 109 to 1722 and encodes 537 amino acids. Gene Ontology annotation, biological process: carbohydrate metabolic process. Gene Ontology annotation, cellular component: extracellular region. Gene Ontology annotation, molecular function: chitin binding; protein binding.
CCAGCCGGUGAAAGUCCUCUUGUUGAAGAGAGAAGGAGUAGUGGUCCUCAUAUAGAGGGGCAAGAGGGUGCGGCUGUCCAGACAUUUUCUGUCCUGCCGACUAAGAUCAUGUCUCCAAAGUUAAUAUUUCUUCUAGGAUGCUUAACUUUAUUUACCGUUUCCGUAAGAGCACAAGAUGAUGAUUCUUCAGAUGGACUCGAUCCCAAUGCAGAAGAACUUUGUGAAAAUCGUCCUGGUGAUGAAUACUUUCGGCUUAGUACAGAUGGCGAUUGUCGGGAUGUCGUAAGGUGCGAUAAAGCUAGUGAAAUUGGGGUAACUCGAUUAGCAUCAGUUAAAUGUCCAACGGGUUUAGCUUUUGACAUCGAACGUCAGACAUGUGACUGGAAAACAAAUGUCAAGAAUUGUGAUCAACUUGAGAAGCCACGUAAAAUACUUCCAAUUCUAAAAACCGAUGAGCCUGUUUGUCCUGAAGGAAAACUUUCCUGUGGUAACGGCGAGUGCGUAGAUAAGGAACUUUUCUGCAACGGCAAACCUGAUUGUAAAGAUGAGUCCGACGAAAAUGCAUGCACGGUUGAAACAGAUCCCAACCGUGCUCCGGACUGUGAUACAACUCAAUGUGUACUUCCUGACUGUUAUUGUUCCGCUGAUGGUACUCGAAUCCCCGGAAACAUUGAAGUUUCACAAGUUCCACAAAUGAUAACUAUUACCUUCAACGGUGCUGUUAAUAUUGACAAUAUUGACCUUUAUGAAGAAAUUUUCAACGGACAACGUCAUAAUCCAAAUGGCUGUACUAUACGCGGAACAUUCUUUGUUUCACAUAAAUACACAAAUUACUCAGCUGUCCAAGACUUACAUAGAAAAGGUAAUGAGAUAUCUAUUUUCUCAUUGACGCACAAAGACGAUCCACAGUAUUGGACUCACGGAAGUUACGAUGAUUGGCUCGCUGAAAUGGCCGGUGCUAGAUUGAUUAUUGAACGUUUUGCAAACAUAACAGAUGGUUCAAUUAUUGGUGUUCGUGCUCCUUAUCUUAGAGUUGGUGGUAACAAACAAUUUGAAAUGAUGGCAGAUCAAUUUUUCGUGUAUGAUGCCUCAAUUACUGCUUCACUUGGACGUGUUCCAAUCUGGCCUUACACUCUUUACUUCAGAAUGCCACAUAAAUGUAAUGGUAAUGGUGGUAAUUGUCCAUCAAGAUCUCAUCCAGUUUGGGAAAUGGUUAUGAACGAACUUGAUCGUCGUGAUGACCCAACAUUCGAUGAAUCGCUUCCUGGUUGUCAUAUGGUUGAUUCAUGUUCUAACGUUCAGGCUGGUGAUCAAUUCGGAAGACUACUCAGACAUAAUUUCAACAGACAUUACAAUUCUAAUCGUGCACCUCUUGGUCUUCAUUUCCAUGCAUCUUGGCUUAAAAGUAAAAAAGAAUUCAAAGAUGAACUUAUUAAAUUUAUUGAAGAAAUGCUAACGAAAAAUGAUGUAUACUUUGUUACUAUGGUUCAGGUUAUCAAGUGGAUGCAAACUCCAACUGAAGUAACAGCAAUAAAAGACUUCCAAGACUGGAAAGAAACUUGUGAUGAAAAAGGACAACCGUACUGUUCUUUACCAAAUGCAUGUCCUUUGACUACACGAGAACUUCCGGGUGAAACUCUACGUCUCUUUACAUGCAUGGAGUGUCCUAAUAAUUAUCCUUGGCUUCUUGAUCCUACUGGUGAUGGAUUUAAUGCUAAUUAAAAAAAUAAAUUUAGGUAAAGAUAUUAUAAUUGAUACUAAUUGGUCACCAGACGAUAAGUCUUAAAAAUGUGAUGAGACUUUGAUGAAAUCUUUGUCCUCAAGACUACCUUGUAAAUAAUAUCCACCGAAUAAAAUCCACAUCAUUUCUUUUAUUGUCUUACAUAGGAAUAUAAUGUGCAGUAAAAAUAAAAAUUCUAACGAUAAU